AUGAGGAGCAUCACUAACCAGGUCUCCUCGAUGGUCAAGCUACCCGGCAUGGCCACAAGGCCAAAGGAAUUGGACAUCUCCGUCGACAACCACUACACCUCCAGAGUGUACACCUGCGGCUCCGCAAUCUCCGGAUCUGUCGUCAUCAACCCCCGCAGAAACACCAAGUUCAACUUUGUCCAAAUUCACCUCAUCAGCAAGACGACUGUUACCACUGACGACGCCUACAUAUCGAAAAGCACAUCGCAACUCCUCCUAAAGGUCUCCAUGCCAGUGCCCGAAUCGGUGUAUCCGGAACCGAGGGUUUUCAAGAUUGGAACCACUUACAAAAUCCCUUUUCGCUUCGUCAUUCCGUCACAAUUGACGGACGGCGCGUGCGUCCACAACGUCGACUCUGACGAGAUGCGCGAUAGACACUUGCGGCUGCCCUCGACUUUGACGGGCUGGGAAAAGGACGACAUGGCUCCGACGCUCCUCGGAGUUAAAUACUUCGUCAGAGCGAGGGUCAUGUAUCUGCCGCAAGGGAAAGCGGAAGACGACGCGGUAGCCCUGUUGGAGGCCGAACACAGGCUUAGAGUUCUCGCGCAGUCGCCGGAGGAUCCGCCGCUAAACGUUGAUAAAUACGACAAGCAUUAUAGACUAAGCCAGAUCAAGUUGAUGCGCAAGAGCAUGUUUUCUACGCCGCUGGGGCGGAUCAUCGCCAACUCCACACAACCGCCCGCUAUUCAUUUAAGUCCCGAUGGCCACGGGGCAGGUGGAUCUUCCGUCCAGAUUGACCUCGCGUUUGAGCCUCAUGUGGGAAACAUCGUUCCACCAGAGGUGACGUUGAAUUCGUUGAAGAUUGUUGCGCAUACAUGGUACUGCUCCCAGCCGAUUCAGAACCUACCGAACAUGGGCCCGGGUAGGAUUCCUUUUAGCCUCUCUGCAAAAGUCGUCUGUGAUAGUUUGGAAUAUGAAUCGUGGAAAAAGCCAAGAACUACGAGCUCAGGAGUAUUGGAGAACGAGGAUAAGGAGGGGGUCAAGAUUCGCCCAUAUACCAGUUCAGUGCGCGUGGAUUUUAGGCUGCCGACGUCGGACCACGUCUUCCCACCUACCUUCCACUCUUGUCUCGUCUCGCGGACAUAUGCGUUGCAGGCAAACCUGACUGCUGGCGGUUGCGAUUUCAGUUUGGUGCUUCCGAUUCAGAUUGCAAUGGAUGCGGGUGAUCAGACACAAGGAUGGGCAAUACAAAAUGUGGAAUUGCCGGGCUGGACAGACUGA
Colletotrichum truncatum is the source of this 1260-nucleotide messenger RNA. Its product is annotated as arrestin domain-containing protein. The record is from RefSeq and is a predicted model, not a curated record. Lineage: Eukaryota; Fungi; Ascomycota; Sordariomycetes; Glomerellales; Glomerellaceae.